This is a messenger RNA of Porites lobata, 13680 nucleotides long. The record is from the annotation of a GenBank genome assembly. NCBI's taxonomy places the organism in Eukaryota, Metazoa, Cnidaria, Anthozoa, Scleractinia, Poritidae.
AUGGCAAUGAAAGAUGAAGGAUUGACGUUUUUAAUCAAAAUUUUCUUACUUACUGUAAUUUCAUCUCCGGGUAAAAUGGAAGGUAGGUAAAAUAGACAAAAUAAUCUAACCGUUGUACAAAACCCGUUACUGAGCAAGCUCACGCUUUGAGGUUUAGGCCUAUACUAGACAGGUCUAGCGCUUUAAUUCUGAUAAACCAUUAAGUACUUUUAAAAUAUGUUUUAAAGCGAAACCCAGAAGUAUAAAGCUCAAUUAGUGGGGAUAACAAUUUUUUGUAGCAUAUACAUACAAGGCUGCUGCCAGUUGAUGGUAAAAUAAUAGCACAGUAGCUGCAAAUUUGGCUAACAAAAAUAAAAGAAAAGAAUUCCGCUCUAAAUCUUGUCGCUUUUAAUGUUUUUUUCUUCGAUGCUCGACACCUUGAAAUAUCGAAAGGCUUCGCUUUUCUGCAAAAACUAAGGUUAAAGGGCAAAAGAAGAUAAUUAAAAAUUCAUGGUUCUGUUAUUUUGCUGAUUGUUGUGAAAAUGAUGUACCCCAUCGGCAAAGUUACAAGUAUAUACUAAUUCUAAAUUUCAUUAAUCUUAGUUAGUUUAGCAAUGAAAAUAAUGUAUUUAGGGUCACCACAAUAGGCUGCGUACACGGAAUAAUAUUUCUGUGAGACUUGAUGACAAACACUCCACAUUGUUCUGAGAACAAAUUUUGCAAACUUGCAUGCUGUGAAACAUGCCAGCCGUGGGAAAAUAACAGUUUUUAAUUCUUUGUAUACUCAUGUACACUGUCUAAUGAGUGGAAUAAGUGUUAGCAGGAAAUUAACCUAGUUAAUAGAAGGGAUGAAAUUGCUUUCUUUGGUGAGAAGGUGUACUAAUAUAUAAAUAGAAUUAGCUUUUAGAACUUAUAGUUAAUUAAAGUAUACCUUUUUUGAAGCCCGGCUCCCACUAGAUCUAAUUGUCUAAAAUCAGCUGCACCCGUGAACUGCAUGUACUGUAUUUUCGCUUUCACAUCUAAUGCACUGCUUUGGGGAACGCUUCUGUUUUGAUACGAAAGAAGGAAAACAAUGAGUAAAUUUUUCUUUGUUUGCGUUUAAAUUUCAGAGAAACCCAUUUGUCAAAUCUGCGCAUGUACAACUCCUUUGAAAGGUCAAGUUGUAAAAUGCACCAUGAAAAAUCUGACUCAAGUACCUUCCAGUUUUCCGGUAUCUACGAGACAUCUGUGAGUAUAAAACCUAGUCCAAAUAGACAUAAAACUGUCAAAGAAAAAACAUUUGGUGCGAGUAGAUGAAGUGAAUGCAUGUUUGGCAGCCACUCUCUUAUUGGUGAAAUGUUGUGACGAGCUCCUAUAUAAUUUGUCCCGACAUUCCAUUUAUCUCGAAAGUUUCAUGCUCCAUCUUUGUUGAACUCGCGCAAGCGCAGUGUAAUUUACUUAGAUCGUAAACACCAAUAUUCAUUCAUGACGUGUUAAAGGAAUGUUGAUAACCUUGUUGUCACUGAUCACGGCCUAGCCUGUGUGCAGUCGCCUCCUUUCCUCAGAAAAAAUCCGGUUUGAUGUUAUGAAUAGUAACUGAUACAAAAUUUUGGUGGAAGUAAUACAGUUCAUCAUUAUUAUUUUUUUAGUGAAACAUGAAUGUCUUUUUUAGUUAAGAAUGAAAUUGGUCGCCAAGCCCUUUCAUUAUAAAAAGUAUUUUCAGGUAUAAAGCGAGCCUCUUUCUUUCAAAACUACCAAAAAAAGAAAUUCUCUUACCUUUCAGUUUUUAUUUGCAGAUAUUUAGACAAAAACAGCCUGAAAGGAAUCUCUGGAGAGGCCUUCUGGAACUUGCAGAACCUAAUCUUCCUGUGAGUAAAUCGCUUACUGCUCUAUUUGGACGAUUUGUUACAAUCAAUAUAAUUAUGCUGCUAUUUUCCUCAAACUCAAUCUUGACAGGAACCUAGGACGCAACAAUAUCAAACAUUUGGACAUCGGGAGCUUUAAGAAUCUCAGCUUUUUGCAAAGCCUGUAAGUUACGAGAAUGCUUUAUCAUACUUGUAAGGGUGUUGUAACGGUGGAGCAAUGCAUUUAAUUUUGCAGACAGGUUUUCAAACCUCGUCGCCUCCAAGAGAGAACCAGUCGAAAGCCUUUAGGAGUCAGGGUUCAAAUUUCUAAUUAUUAUCCAGACAGGAUGUUCCGACAAUUCGGAACUUAGUAGUUGUAGCACGCGGGCCACAAAUGACUUUUGCUGUCACAGGUUAUCACAAUAGCUAGAAGGCUCGCCAGGUUCCCAAGAGAUCACGAGUUCCGAUCCGGUCAAUCCUGUCUGCCGCGGGGAUUAGCUCUUCUUUCAAAUUAAGGUUAAGAAUAUUAAAAGGGCUGCUGCUAGUUUUUUAAUUUCCUAGUACUGUUUGAAGACUCCAAGGCAGUGUUUAGACUUACGACUCGCGUUCUUCUUCUAAAUCUUUUGGCAGUCCAAACUUUCAGGGUGGGAGCACAAUAUCUAUAAGGCUUUUGAUUUCUUUUUUGGGCUUCCUCACCAAAUUGCAUCUGUGUAUUUUCUGUAUUCUCGCCUUUUCUUUCUUUUUUUUUUUUGUGGACAGAUUCCAGGAGCGAGAGGAAAUUUUAGAUCUUCUUUUUUCUGCUAUAUAUUUUCUUUUACGUCACAAUCGAAGUACUAAUCGACCUCGGUCGACCUCGAUUAAGUCUCCUCCUUGAUCGAAAAUCGCACUGCCAUUAGUAAUUACAAUAUAUGAUGUGUGCGUGUUAGCACUUUUAAUCUGCUACUGUCACUUAAGAAAACAGUGCACCAUCGUGAGGCUUGGGGUGUAACCGUCCAACCAAGCCUCGCCCUCGUGUCAUUUUGUGUGCUCACCAGAGUGGAAGCAGGAAAAGUGUAUAAGUUUUGUUAUCACCUUUCAGGGCAAUUACGAGAAUAUUGCAUGGCGAUGAUAAUUUCUCAUGUGGGGCCUUACUCAUGAUCGCUGUAUAACUCACAAUGGUUGUUAUUUUAUGGUUCUAUAUCAAUUUAGGUAUCUUCACGAUAAUAGCAUUGGAAGUCUUACUCCUGGAUUAUUUGAUGGCCUGGAAUCUUUGACAUACUUGUAAGCGUAAUAUUUUACCGUUAAUCGUCAGGGAAUGUUCAUGUUCGCUUUUAUUUAUCACCAUUGAGGGAGUGAUCGAACAGUGGCUAGUCGCGCCAAAUGCAGAUUAUUUUAAGUUAAAACCCCUUUGAUUAAUACUAGAAGUUUUCUUCCAACAAAUGUUAAAAUUUAUUCCAGGAUGUUUUAGGGCCUGCUACGCAUUAAGGAAUUUAUGAACAUUGAUCGCGCGGCUACCGACUCUCUCUCCCAGAAUAUAUUGUAGCAGCUGCUCGUAAGGUGUUUUUUCAUUCCUCGGGGAAAACAUUAACAUGACAUUGUUUUAAUAUCAUCAUUUCCAUUGUUUUAAGGUUAAGGGUAGCAAACCAUUUGACAUUCAGAACCAUUUGACAUUCAGGGUUAGAAGAGCUGCUACAUGACCUCUCUCGAUCCCCGGGAAGAAGAAAAACGAUAUGGCGACCAACUAGAUCCUUUUGGUCUUUUAAAGUUCUCCAUUAUUAACAAACGUUGAACGUUUUUUUCGGCAGACAAGCAGUUUAGUUGAAAAAGGAUUCUACAAAACUCUCAAUAGAAAGUCUCCUUCUUCCGAACAACAUUAUCUCGUCUUUGUUAACGAAAAGACGUUCCCAGUGCCAUCUUUCUUUUUUCAACCAACAACGUAUGAUUGAACUGCAUGUAUUGAAUUGUAUGAACUGAAAUAUUAUCUCUACCUAAUAACAAAUCACUCUGUUUGUACUCCUCUCCGACAAAGUUGCUAAAAUGUUCAAUUCACAACAUAGCCCCUGUUCUUUCAGAACUAUUUAAUAUUUCAAUCAGCCUAACCACAUACCCCGCAAAAUGGAAAUUGUCCAAAACUGUGCCUGUUUUAAAUCCGAUGAUGAGACGAACUCAAAUAAUUAAAGACCUAUAUAUCUGUUGUUAAACUUCAACAGAAUAUUUGAAAGGCUCAUGUCUACGAGAAUGACUCGAAUUACAUUGAGAAGCACUUACUUUUCCCAGUACCGCAAAGGACAUUCCACUCAACAUGCUACAUUAGACAUCGUUAAUGCAAUCCAGGCCAAUAUGAAUCAUGGUCUAUACUCUUGCGGUGCGUUUAAUGAUCUCAAAAAAGCUUUUGAUACCGUCGAACAUAAUAUUCUCCUAGAUAAGCUCAACUUCUACGGCUUUCGUGGAUUAAUCAACCAAUGUUUUUUCCUCAGAUCUCAAUAACCGCACCCAAACUACUCAAAUUGCUGAUCAUCAAAUAUCAAGUAAAGCCACAAUCACCUUUGGCGUUUCUCAUGGUUCCGUUUUAGGUCCUCUUCUCCUUUUACUGUAUGUUAAUGAUAUCCACCAGUGAUCUUCUUAAAUAGGUCUCUUAGCCGAUGAUGCCUAUAUACUUUUUGCUGAAAAAAAAAUUUGAGUUCUUAAAACAGUAGUCAAUACUGAAUUGUGCAAACUCUACGACUGUGUUAACAUAGUCUUAAAAUCUGUAAAUCCAACUUUGUAAUCUUUCAUCCUGAGGGACUUGUCAGAAAUUAGAAGUGGGAGGGGGGUGGAAACAGAGGGAGGGUCACAACUUUUUGAGACUGCAGAAAAGGGAGGGGUCAUGAAAAAUGGGCCGUUUAAAGGGGGAGGGUCAUGCAAAUAUGUGUGCGUGUUCAUGUAGAGGUUCACCCACAGAAGAGAAAAGAAGUUCUUUAUUUUGUAAAAAAAAAAACCUGGGAGAAAUAAGAGAGUUGAGUGAUCAGCGUCAGAAUCAGAGUCGGACUCUUAAUGCUGUCAUCUAAAAUGUAUGUAUAUGGCAUUACAAAGAACAGAUUAGAAAUAUAUUUUGAGCUUUCAUAAUACUGACUCACCUUAGUGAUUUCAUCAUUUAUACAAGAGUGGGAGGGUCAUGAUAUUUUGGGCCAAGAUCAAGGGGAGGGUUAGCAAAUUUCACUCCCAUUGCAGGGAUGGGUCACCUCAUUUCCAAACCCAAAUUUCAAAUUCCCCCCCCUCUCCCCCUGCUAAUUUCUGACAAGUCCCUAAACAAAAAAAAAGCCUAAUUAUAAAACUAUUUAAAUAUGUUGAUUUGACAACGAGAAUAUGCUACUAGAUAUGCUACUUUACUUUCUUGGCAUUUUGAUUGAUAAAAACCUUAGAAGCGUACCUGGAAACAUCGUAAUAAAACUGUCUGUUUAAAAAUGAGCAAACGAUUGGCUUACUUGCGAAAUUGCGUCAUUUUGAAACCAGGGAAAUUUUUCUUAAAUUUAUCAGUCGCUUAUUUAGCCGUCUGUUACAUAUGGACUUGCUGCUUGGGGCCAAGCAGGAAAGACACAUCUGAACAAAAUUCUAUUGCUACAAAAAACAGCUCUUCGGAUAAUAAACUUCUCGGACAGACACGAUCACAAAAUACCUCUCUUCAUCGACGCCAACGUUUUACCCUCGAACUUUUCAUAUUAUCAGUAGACUAUAUCUAAUCUUAUGCAUGACGUCCACAAUAAUAAGGUACCUUCUGGCUGAUUCUAAAUCUGUUUCAAAAAACAAGUAGCUGCCACUCUUACAAUACAAGAGCAUCGGCUUCAGGAAAUUUUUAUGUUAACAGUUCCGAUGUAGAACUAUAUAAACUGUCUUUCUCUCGCUUUGGGGCUAAACUGUGGAACGAGAUACCCUGUCACAUCCGACAUCUCCCCAAGAAUAAAUUUAAGAAAAACACUCUGCAAAUUACUUUUGGUAUUUAAAUUCAGAAGAUGACUAUAUUGAUAUGCCCAACUUAAUUAAAAUGGUAAAAUUAACCAAAAAUGUCAAAAAGUAAAUUCUUGCUUAUUAGUUUCCGCUUUUACUUUUCUACAAUUUACUUGUUUAAUUCUUUCUUCUUUAUUGUGUUAUCUAGUCCUCAUCCAUAUUACGAUUUUAAUUUCAUUUAUUUGUAAACUGUAAACUUUCCUUAGUUAGCCUUAAUCUUUAUUUCAUGUUUUGUACGCAUUGUCCCGCCUGGAAUAGCCUUGCUAACUGCGGAUAGGCAUAAAUAGAUUGUGCGCUGCAACUUUUGAGCAACUUUUAGCGUUUUCAGCAACUUUUUGUACUGCGGGCAACCUAGAGCAACUUUUGCCUUCCUUGGCAACUUUUGAGUCAUCAAAUACUUAAAAACUGACCAAACCAUCAAAAAGGUCUUUAAUAAAAGGUUUUUAUUAGAACUGGUCAAAACUAAGAUGUCGUAAGUUGUUACAAAUAAUUUAUAAAAUAACAGUGGUGGCAAUGACCAUAUUAUUGCCAACUUGGCCUGAAAGCUACCUGACUAUCUUGCUGCAGCUGAUGGUGUUGUCAUGGCAAAUGAAGGACAAAAGCUGGCAUGGUGGGCAGCCCACAGUGACACAAUUCCACAUUGGGCAGGUGUAGUAAAGAAGUUGUUGGUCAUCCAGCCAAGUUCAGCAUCUGCUGAGAGAGUCUUCAUCCUUCUGAACAAUGCGUUUAACGAUCAACAAGACAAUGCCCCAGAGGACUACCUUGAAGCUUCAGUUAUAAUAAGAUACAACAAUGCAAAGGGGCUGUAAAUUUAAAGUUUACAACCUCUUUGCAUUGCUGUAUCUUAACAUGAUAAGAUAAGAUAAAGGCGUUAAACUUGAUCACUGUCUAAAGUGUAUAGUCAGCACUAUGAUGUCUUAAGCAAACAUUGUGAUGUUUACUCAUUAGGAACGUCAUUGGAAAAUACUUUCUAUUAUUAGUUACGUUGAGCUUAAAGAUUAUAUUGAUCACAACAAAUGAUGUUAAAUUACACAUACCACGUCAUGUUUUGAGUAGUAAUCUAGAACAAAAUGACUCUCGAAAGUAAGCAACUUUUAAAUUUUUUGGCAACUUUGGAGCAACUUUUGGGUGUAUUGUCAAGCAACUUUUGCUGGAUUUACUUACACAAUCUAUUCAUGCUUAACUACUCACAAUGCUUCUGUAAUAUUACAUGUUUGUUUAUAAAUUUUGUCGUUUUUGUUGUUGUUUUUCUGUUUAAUCUUGCAAUAUCGGUCAAUUUACGCAACCUCUAAACUUCUGGCUCAGGUAUGAGGGGCAAUAGAGUGUAAAGAUUUGUAGAGAAAAACUUCAGAAACCUGACAAGUUAUGACAAAAAUGUACUUUAAACACGAACUAAUUUUUUUCAAAACUUUCUGGUCAUUUGACUGAUGAAAUCAGGAAGACCAUUACUCGCUCAGUUCCUGCAAAUUUUCACUACCGGGUGAUGAAACGUUGACUCACUACAGUUCGGCCUAGGCUCCCGUCUUUUUCGCUCAUACUCGUUGCCAACUUAAAUUUUAAAUGCCGGAAGUCAACUGCCCAACACAACCAAAUCCUCAAAUAUGCUAUUUGUUUUCAACUCGAUAAUGAAAUCUUGUCACAGCAACAAAAAAACCUAAUUCUGCAAUAGUCACAUGACUGAUGACGUAAUUACCCCAGAUGUGACAUGGUAAAACAGUUUAUGGCAAAUUUUAUCUUGUGUAGGUCUGACAUUCUUCUAGGUAUAAAAUUAUCAAAGUUAUAAAGCUUUUUAAAAAAAUUGCCUCGAAGGAUUCUGGGAUAUUCUUUAUGAUAAUUAUAAUUUACGUUUAUAAAUAUUAUUAUUUGUUCUUUCGUUAGGGAUCUUUACAACAACAAAAUCCAGAGUAUUGCACUUGGUGGAUUUGAAGGCUUGGGACAUCUAACAGAUCUGUAAGCUUUUCGUUUAACUUCCAAUUAUCUUAAAUUCAACCAUUUUUAGCAAUUGAUUUGCAACAGUGAACUUCUCUCACGAGUAUCGCCUUUUAGUAAAAUCCAACUAGUGGUCUAUUAUCAAUGCUGCGUUGUGACUGGUUGAGCUACUACUAGGCUAUAUGUUAUAGCCCACUAGUAGUGAAAAGCGCCGGCUUUGAAACCAAAACAAUGGCGGUUGAAUCGCGUUUUGGUAGGAUUAAUUUGUUUUGUCUCGAUAUUUUUGACCAACUAGUUGGAUUUUACUAAAACAAUUAUUCCUCUCGCUCUCAUGGCCUGUGAGUCAAUAGCCCAUUCGGGCUCGAGGAAUAACUGUUAAUUAGUUAGUCAUUUGUAGAUUGGUGUGGCAUCCAGCAUAUUGUAAAACAUCCAAUCAAUCAUAACUGUAAUUUUUAUUCCUUUUUUUCUGAAGGGAUUUUCAUAAAGACAACAUCCAAAUUAUUACACCUGGUGGGUUUGAAGCCCUGGCACAUCUAACAGAACUUUCAGCUUUUCGCUUAUUUCGGUUAACCUGAAAUCAGCGCAUUUCCAAAUAUCCAGUCAUUGAAAUUUUCGCUGAUCACACUUUUCUCUUCAUUUUGAAAUCGUCAUAACAGAUUAAAAACAAAGUCCAAAUUAUCAUAAUAAAAGCCGGCUAAGCUCGGUACUAAGUUACCGCCUGUUUUCAUAGUUCCUUUGCAUAUUACGAAAGAUUUAUAGAAUUUGUAGGCAAAUUCAAAAUAUGUAUCAAAACUUAAGCAAAAAAGAUAUGUAUAAUUUUUUUUACUUUCCUGAAUUAUGGUUUCUUGCUGCUUUUUCUGUGCAUUUUAGGCUUAUAAAUUCAGCGCCACUUUCCUCCUCUCUUUCUUCCUCCACUUGUAUUGCAUUCGACACAGAAAACUGCAAGUUACACUAUUAAAGACAACCUCAUAAGUAACUGGCAGAAAAGGAAACGGGAGCGAACAAUAAAAAUGAUGCUAAGGAGGAGGGAACACUGUACAAAAGUGGAGAAGAAUGAGAAGGGAAAAGGAAGAGGAAAAGGGGGGGGGGACAAUGAAAUGAAAAGGAGGAGGGAAACUAUAAAAAAAGAGGAGAAAGGGAAGGAGGAGGAUCAGGAAGGCAAACAAUAUAUGGAAAGCACGAGGGAGGUGUAGUGGUGGUGGUGGCGCUGUUGAAAAAGGGAAAUUACAUAAAUGCAGUUAGAUUGUCUCUUAGCCUGGAGGAAAGGUUCACGAGAAUCCGGUAGAACAGCACGUCUGAGAAAUAGUUCACCUUCAGUAUGAACAUGAGGGAAACAUCUAAAUUUAUUCUUUUACUGGCCUUUCGACUGUCUUCUAGAACUGUUCUAUAUUAGCAUAUAUGCCCCGAAUUUCUAAUCUGAAAGGAGCUUCUGUAUCUGAUAAUAGACAACAAAAUGCAAACACUUUCCUCUUGAAGCUCAUUAUUUCAAACUUUUUUAUCUUUACUGCAUGAUAGUUUUAUCGCGUUUUGUGUUAAUUCGUAGAAUACUUGACAACAACAAGAUUUCAGGGCUCUUGAACGGAACCUUUCGUGGUUUGGAUCAUUUGAAUAAACUGUAAGUAUGGACGUGAUGUGAGAGCACAAAACACUUGUUUUACUUACUCUAUGCAAUUUUUAGGGAUAUUCAGUGAUAUUUUCGGAAUUCUUUCUGUUGGUCCCUUAGAAUACAGGUACUAAAAUAUUCAAACCUGGGUAAUGUAUCAAAUUAGCUACGGUUCCAUUAAUCAGACUAUUAGACUACCAAAAAUGUCUGUCGUUGAGACGCAGACGUUUCUCCUGGCGAAAAGUCCCAAGCGGCGAAGAGUGAGGAGAAACGGCUGUUUUUUCGGGCUCUGUUCCAAACGAUUAGGUUGUUAAUCUAAUUAGUACGAUGGUUACAUCCAGUUUUAUCUAUUUCAUCGGUAGUUUGGAUAUUUGAUUUAUUUCAUAUACUCUAUACAUGAAAUCAAUCAAUAGAAUCAAUAUUAAUAAAAAGUCGAAAAAUAUAUGAUGAAGUAAAUCAGUAAAAUCAGUGUUAGACAGUAUCCAUCCUUAUUUGUCUUGUACAUAAAAUUUACUUUGAAACUCUACACCUUAGGUCUUUGAAUAACAACAGAAUUCAAUGUAUUGAACCUGGAGCACUUAAAGAUUUGGGGGUUCUUGGAUCUCUGUAAGUGCAACUUAACAAUGACCAACUAUUGCCACGAAUAGUCUGUGUAAUAAAAUCUCGCUUUAAAUGCUUCCCAAAUUACCAAUUAUUACAAUUUUCAGGGUUAACAUAGCAAAUUUCAAGCACUAAGUAACGUAACUCGUCCUGAAUCAGGUAUAUACAGUAACCUGGUGGUUAAAUUAGGUGAAAUUAAAUUUUUUUAGUACUCUGGUGCCAUCCAUUAGUUAAUUUCAAGAGGUAAAUGAUUUAGGCAGACAAAUACAUCUUCCAUAAGUAUGUUAAAGAUCCGUCCUUUGAUUUUCGUUGGUGGAGGCUUCUUGUGGACGGGUUAGUAAUGUCUCAAUAAUUACCUUUUUUUUCAAGUGAAACGUAACUUUCUACGAACUAUUACUUAUUGGUAUGAUUUCAGCAGACCAAAAUUCAAGCAGUCAACACCUUCUUCUUAAACACCUAGCGUCCAAACUUUGUUGUAUUGACGAGGUUGGGUGGAAUCUACACUCCACUACAGCCAUGUAACACCAUGUAAACAUACGCUGUACGUGUUUGCUAUAUCACACGCCUUUUUCUCGCCCUAGAAUAAUUUUUUAACCUUUCCUUAUUUUACCCCUUUAAGAGGUUCAAAUUUGCAAUCUUUAUUCAUAUCUUUUACCACUGAAUUUUUUGCUGAGUCUAAUAUCUGUCUUUUUGUCGCUCGCAGGAAGUUAAGUGAGAAUAGCAUCUCUGAAAUAAGCAGCCAUAUGUUCAAAGGAUUGCGAUAUGUUAAAGAAAUGUAAGUCGACAAGGAUAUCCUACAUCUACUCUCAUUUAAACACAUUUUCCCUGAUUUUUUUAGGUUCUGAUAGUACCUUGACGGUUCUUGAUUUUAUAAAGAAAUCGUGUGAAUUUCUGCUACUAUUGAACUGUUAGAGUAAGAUGUGUUAGAAUGUGUGUAAUAAUAUCAAUGACUUUAUUAUUUUAAGCACGUGUUUAUUUUAACAUUCUUUUUCUCACCAUCACAUCUAUAGUAGGUGCUCAUAUAUUUGAUUUUUUUUAAAUCAGAUUUCUGGAGAACAACAACAUUUCCAGUGUGGAACCAGGAGCCUUUCAGAGUUUUAGUAGAUCCAGGUUGUUUUCUUACUUGUAAGUUUUUAGUUUUCUUUGGCUUGCGGUUAAUGUGCCACAUGUUCAUAUAAUUUCCCUUUCUUAAUCGUGUUUUGAACCCGAUUCGAAUUAGUGGAUUAUUGUUAUUAUACAUAUCAACCUUGUUACACAUAGAUAUAUCAUGUAAGCUAUAAUUGAUAAAGGUACACCUUAUCCCACCCUUCUCGGGACAAUACAAGGGAGACACGAAACAAACUUGGCAACUGCGAUGAAAGUCGGAACCAAUUUAGUAUAGAUGAACAGUUCUAUAAUCAUGCCAGCGAAGUAACGUAAAACUAUUAGCAAAACGUUAGGGAGCUCAAGCAAAGACGUUUUCGAAAGACGCAUGUCAACCGGAAGUGGACCUCUUACAUUUUUGGUCAGUGAUUUUGCCCAAACUUUCGGCCAAAUUGUCUCUACAAGAAUAAAGAGACUUACCAAUAAAAAUUUGUUAGCGUCAAGGCAUACUCAAGGAGAGAAGGUCUCACUUUCUGUAGACGUGCAACGCCCAAAACGCCUGUGCAUAAGCCCCCUAUUAACAGUUUUAAGGAGUCAAGUAACCAUAAUCUGUUUCAAGGUCUGCUCAAAUUAGUCUCGAACGUUGAGACAGCUUUCCUUCUCUUUCCACUAUCCGUUUCAGGAUCUGUGGUAGACGGUCUUGAUAAGGUGGAACUCUUCGCCUGGCCAUUUUCUUCAACUGAGGGAGAAACUAUACUCGGCAUGUGUGACGGUUCCUUUCCUCUUUAGAUAUCUUCCGAUGAUGGCAGUAUUCCUCUAUAACUGAACAUUCUGAGAAGACCUCACAGUAAUGCUGUUGCCUUUGCUGUCUAGUGACAAUGUCAUACGGUCCCAGUGCAAAUGCUGCUGACAACGUUUUUUUCUUGUUUCCCUCGUUUUAAAGGCCUCUUUCACCUGUAACCAGAUCUGAAUAUUCGGUAUGGCUUCUCUUGUCUGCAAAGAGGUUAAUCCGGAUUUUCCUCUAGAACUUAAGCUGCACCCACUCCGGUGGUACUCUGAAGAGUCCAUCCGUAUUCUAUCAAUUAUUAAUCAACUUCUUUCUUCACUGUUAGCCUUCCGCUUGCGCAAAUCGCAUUGUUUGGAUAGGACUGGUUCUGAAUUUCCGCCCGGGUCAGGAUGGUGGUUUAUACCAGAGCCGGACUAACAAUCAAGGUCUAGUAAAGUCAUAUUGUCGAUGAUUUAAGACCUUGUCUCAGAUGAUCGCGUCUUCCGUCUUGUCUCCUUCCUUCUUUCAAUGGUCAAAUCGAAGCAAACAUGAAAGAACACACACCGCUGUUCGAAAAUGUCUCAUAAAGUAGUUAUGGGGUCUUCUUAUAAGGCUGGUUUGGUGAAUUAAACAUAAGAUAAGCAGGGCUUCGUUUCAUUUAAGUUACUGCUUUUUUCUCAGUUAAUUUUUCCAUUACAAGCCGAAUAUCAUGGUGCCAAAAUUUAAUUGUUGCUAAAAGAAUGUCUAGGUAGCAGAAGUCUUCAAGGAAGGCAUUUCGGAGAAGCUACCGUCGCUAUUGUGACAUUUUGUCAAUCGUAAAUCGUGCACGUGGAAAGCCGUCACAUCAAAACUGUGAGUAUUUGUUUUUUGGACCUGCCUUUCUGUCAAAUAUCGCCGCCAGCGCCUAUGAACGUAAACGAUGACAACAAACUUGAAAAUGUUCAAAGAAGCUUGGUGUUAUUUUUUAACUGUUACGGAACUCAACAAGAAACCUAAAGAAAGACAGGCAGGAGCCUUAUGCAGAGUUAUGGGAAUAAACUGUGUCAAAGUAAUGAAUAGCCGUAAUACACUAAUCGGACUUUACUAGAAAAACUCAGAAAAGACUCUGUCUCUCUUGGAGUUGGUGAGUUCACAAACGUCAGUUCGAGGACACUGCCGAUUCUCCGAACACUGCUCAUACAGCAGAAAAUUAAACGAAAUAAUAUUGGUAGCAGCGGAAACCCAAGAGGUCGUAGCAAAUGUAGAAAAACCAACAGGUCUGUGCAAGUAUGGAGACACUGAAAACCAGUGAAGUUUCGUGAAAAGAAGCAGCCAUGAAGUAAACCAGCCAAUAAAGUUUAUCAAAUAAGUGGAGAUCAACAGAGAUUUGCAGAUGAUAGUGAUUAAUUGGACGACUCAUCUUCAUUAUUGAGAGAGUAGGGGUUGUCACUGGUAAUGUAGGUAGAUCGACUUUUAUAAUACCCUUAACUUUUCUCACUGAAUACAGUCGUACAGUUACAACUCAGCUGGAUGAUACUCGAGCGACAUGCACUACAAUGUCCUGUGCAGAUUUUUUGAAUAUUUUCCAGCAAAGUUCACUUGGCCACCCAUGGAGGUAAGAUCAGGCUUUAUGACGGCAUUGUGGUCACUCAACUGCGCUCCUACUCAUUUACAGUUAACCGACAAAGAAGCCCAAAGUGCAAGAUAAAAUUUGACAUUCUGGAGAAUGCACCGUGGCCCAUCAUAGAUGGCAGAAUAUACAUUGUGCGAUGUUGAAUAGCCUCAAGAGCAGGAGAGCCUGUUCACUUAUAAAUGGCAAGCAUGAACCGCUCACUAUAGAUGAACUUUUGAACUAAUAUGAAGAUGUGUUCACAUGACUUGGUUGCCUUCCAGUGGGAUAUCACAUUGAAGUAGAUUCAGCCAUCAAGCCAUCAGAUGUCACUGGUAAACCAUGA